Messenger RNA from Rhodofomes roseus, 1188 nucleotides. RefSeq lists its product as uncharacterized. The record is from RefSeq and is a predicted model, not a curated record. The transcript is spliced from 3 exons. Lineage: Eukaryota; Fungi; Basidiomycota; Agaricomycetes; Polyporales; Fomitopsidaceae. Bases 47 to 1030 code for a protein of 327 amino acids.
GUCGCACCCGCUCGCCAUUGAUCUUCGCCCUCGCUCGCUGUCGGGCAUGGCUGCCCAAAUUGCUAUUCACGACAUGCAAGCUGCGAUCCAAGACAACCCUGUUCUUGCUCACAAGCGCAAUGCAGCCAUGAUGGAAGAGGGCAGGUACGAGGAUCCCAGCAUCGCAAGUCUGCCGUCCUUCGACAAGAAUGCAUGGUACUACCCUUCUCAUGGCUAUGAGGAUACCGGAGUACGGUUCACAUCCCCGCGGGGCAAUUGGGGACGCAAGAUGGUGCAUGACGCCCGAUGGGUGCGUAGAGACAAAAUUGCCCCGUGGGCACCAGGGGUUGAGGAUUGGGAGGCAGAAGAGCGUGCCAGGAAGCGUAUCAAGCUCUUGUUGCCACCCCGGGACCGCUCGCCCUCACCGUCCAUUAUCCUGCCCCACCUACGCUCACCCUCACCACCCAUCACGGCACCGUAUCCCACACCUACCACUCAGCAUUUUUCUUAUACAUCCUUUGUCAUGGACAAGGCAGUGACGAGCUCCUUCCGGUCCCGGCUCCUCGAUGAACUAGAGGGCGCGACCAAUAGCCUCAUCGAAGGCGAAGCAGCAGUACGACGUGCCCUUGGUCGGCUCUGGCAAGCUAUGAGCGAGGAUCCAGACCAGAUUCCUGGCAAUGCACCGGUGGUGCUUAAACGCGAGGACGAGGGUGAUGGGGAAGACGAGCAGGGGCGCAGACUGGCGAGAGCACCAGACCUGAUGCCUGUGGUCCACAAGCUCUUCCUGCAACCAGCGGUGGACAGGACGACACCAGCAUACGAUGCUAUCCCAUUUACUCACCCAGACAUCCAGCUGGAUAGCAUGGAGAAGUCACUAGCGACUUUGCGGGAGUUGCAGGAUGAUGGGCGAGAGUACGCUGAGCGCUUGGAGGAAAUCCGAGACGGGUUGGGGGAUGUGCGGAUACAGAGGAACGGUGUAUGGGAUUUGGUUCGCAGAAAGGCUCUCGCAGAGUUACAAGAAGCAGCGGCGCACUCUGCUGUCUCCAUGUAAGGUACGGCUACACUGUAUAUCGUGUAUGGUUGUUAUCAGUAUACCCCGUAAAGACCUGCUGGGUUCAGGCAGACCACAAUGGCGAAUCACACCACGUAGAGUGUAGGAACACAUCGAGUACGUUGGUCUAGUACAGGGACGCGGGAAGUUCUGUGGUG